CAAUUUCCAAGUAGACGAAGGUAGCGCAACUUCUCCUUCUUCUAAAGUUGACACCUCUGUAAGCAAGGCGUGCGAGGACUCGUCAAGUAUAGUGUUAACGGCAGAAGAGAAGUUAGAACUGCCUUUUAUGCCGGUUCUAGGAUGGAAGACCGAGCAGGAACCUGGGAGUGAAAGUGCAGCUUCGUCGUUUAGUGCAGAAGAGGCAUCACCUGCAGCAAGACGGUCGCAAACAAGCAGUUCUUAUUCGGUCACAGUCACACCACCGGUUGUAGGUGCUUCUCCUGAAAUACCAGUUGAUGGUGACUUCGCUCUCGUUGCCGGGCGUACGUGGAAGUCGCUGAGACAAGUUGACGACGCAAGACGGGCACAGAAAAAGCGAGAUGAGCAAGAUCCAAUCUCCUGCCUAUCUGGCGCCAUCAGUUCCUUCAUGACUUCUGUCAUAACCUGUAGAACGGCAGACGGAGGCCUGCCAACAUGCUGUCGACCGGUUAAUCCGUUUCUAGAACAAGGAAAUGAAAAUAGUCGCUACCAACGUCCAGAUGAACGUCCAGUAGUACCAUUCGUUAUGUACAAGACCGCCGACACGCGAACACGGAAAAGCCAGGAUCUUCUGUACUUCGUGCACGAUUUGAGCCGUCACUUUCAGUCAGCCUUACAGUUAAGGGUUUCCGAAUUACAUUCCUCACUACCAUCCUUGGCUCCUUUUCAAGGGGGAAAUAUUAUGUCAAGGAUGUUCUGAAGAAUGCAACUCGGCAACCUCUAAUACAGGAUGCAAAGCACUCGCCAGAGGGGUCAAGCAUACUCGCGCAGGUGGACGAGACAGACCCAGAAUUGUUGGGGAUAUUAUGCUGGGGUUCCUUUGCUGUGGAAAAUUGUUAUUCUUGUUUGCUUUAGACUGGUGAAUCACGCUCAUGGCGUUUGAAUGUACUGUAUCAAUCUAUUAAUUGUUUGAUGGCACAGGCCACUUUCACUGAGUUUUGAUGUUUUCAGAAACACACAGUCGUGUCAAAAAUUUUUUACUCGUCAGAAUUGCCAUCUUUCUAACUCUGGAGGCUCCUGAAGCCUACAGAGUGAAAAGCGAGCUUAAGCAGAUAUCGGAGCGAGUGCAGAAUCGAUUGAGACUGCAACAUCGCAUGCUCUCUCUUUUAGAUCACUUGUUUCUGCAGGCUGUGGAAGCACUGGCGUCGUUGCAAGAGGAGUUGCCUCCGCAAACAGCUAAUGCUGCGGCUUUAGGAUUGCUUGUUGCGGGAGUCGAUGUCGACGAACAAGGUGGCUAUGCUUCAGCAGUUGUGGAACAGUCGAAAGCAGAACAGCCAGUGGCUUGUUCGUCGUUUUCCUCACAAUCUAGUGUCCUGAAACCUAGUGAGGAAACAGUAGUUGCAGGUGAAGACCUUUACUGGAUUUCGCAUAAUGAUUUGAAAUUGGAAAAUCUUCUUGUGUCUGAACCAACGUGCCCUGAGGCGAUCCAUCAGUUUUUAAGUGGUGAUAUGAGCGGGAUUUGUUCUCGUUCUAUGCAGACGAGUUUGGUGGACUCUUCCGACGCAGCAGGAGACGAAGGAUUGGCAGCACAGACUGAUGGCAAUGUUGGAGUAAGUCAGUUACUUUCGAGGAAAAGACGCGGCAUGGAAGAAGGACAAUUACAGCAGGAUCAAGUUGUACAAGGAUCGAUAGAAGCUCCACUCAUGCUUCCACCAGCUGCUUUAGUACCAGUGUCCUCUUCAAAAGCAGUACAUCAACCAGUACUGGAUGCAAAACCUUCAUCAAACACAGAGCAAAGUGAAGAUUCUUCUGCCGGUUCUCCUGGGGCAGCUUGGUCUGAAGCCAGAGAAGAAGCAAGUCCAAUGAACGGGCCUCCACGACAGACUGUGCGAGACGCUGGCUCCCGUACACACCAACAUCCAGUUCAUGACAACGAUGAGGGUAACAAAAGCAGAAAAGCACGAAAGAAGGAUUUUCCUCCUGUUCCACAGUUUCCUACGGCGAAAAGAACUGGCUAUGAAGAUGCCUCCUCAUCUUCCGCAUGUACACCUUCAACUUGUGGGAGUAUAGGCCGCGGAAGUCCUACUUGUGUGACUGGAAGGCCCUCACUCUCAACGCUGUUACCAUCUGCGGCGUCGCUUGCGACUCGAUCAGAGCCUCAGUCUCCAGUUGUAGUUAGGCGGAGGAGGAGCCUUGGUGAAGAUAGUAAAGAUAAUACCGCGGGACGAGAAAGAAGCCGUGGUGGAGCAAGUGUUGCGCUAGAUUGUGGCAAGGACGCUCAACAGCGACAGUCCGAAGUUGAUGAACAAAAAGAACAGUAUGCUCCGGCAUUGUCUCAGGGCCAGCUUUUAACUCGAGCGCUUUCCACCUGGCAACUAAAAAUGAUUGAUUUUGGCUUUUCACGUCUCCACCAUGCACAUAUUCCUAGUACAGGGACGAACACAGGAGCAACAGCAACUGCAACGCUGAAAGGAAAGUUAUCCCCAGCACUCUCGUCCCUUCCGAGUUCUUCAUCGUCGGAGCACCAUCCACUGUACCAUUUGCCAGGUGGAGGCGUGGGUGAAGAAAUGACGCUGGUUGGUACACCGAUGUACGUUGCCCCAGAAGGAAACGAGAAGCGCAAUAGCGACACAUGGGCCCUCGCAGUAGCAGUGAUACGAGCUUACUCGAGUCUGUGCCAUUCUCAAAUGUACAGCAACAUUUUCAACGACGAAGCAAAAGUGGCCACAGCACUUCAUCAAAGAGCAUCCGGCCGCGGUAAUAGAAGUGGUGCAGUAUUUGCGAGAAUCGCUGAGAAGGCCCAGGCGCAGGCACUGGCUGAACGAAGAGUUAAGGCAAGCAAGGCUAAACAACAUUUCCAAAUCUGUCAAAAGAAGACUAUGCAUUGGAUUCAAAAACCAACCACUGUCGAGGCAUCCUCUAAGAAGCCAAGUCGAGGCAUCCUCUAAGAAGUAGUGACAGCCAAGUAGUACUACAGCAGGCCUUUUAAUUAUAUUUUUUCCUGAUUUUCGCUUGCCUUACUAAGUAGCUAACUUCCGCCGAGGGGCGGCUGCCAAAUGGGCUGUCGGGUUGUCUGAAUUUAUACUAUGUAUUAUAGAUGAUUCAAAACCAGGUGUAGUGACAGCCAAGUUGAGGCAUCCUCUAAGAACCCAGCUGUACUCCACGAAGCGGCACGCAAUCUUUCGGUGCGAAGAGCAAAACUCCUUGUAGGCAUAAUGAAAUCCCGUCGUGAGUUGAUGCGGUGGGAGGACGCUCGGCGUGAUCUUUUGGCCACUUGCACACGUGGCACUAUGGGUUUACGUGAGUAUCAUUUACGAUGUGACAGUGGAGAGUGACAGUGGAGAUGUCGAUGGUGUAGAAGUUGUCAUUUCAGUUACUCUAAAUGCAUUCUCCUUUACCUGGUAAGUUGUACCCCUUAAUCUCGUUUCUCUAAUUCGUCAAAAAAAGCCUUUGCUUGACGAAAAAAUAGAAAAGGUGGAGAAGGAAUUGCAAAAGGCGGAACAGCGGCACAGAAGUCUACGAAUGGCGAUGUCGCAGUCUCAAAGAUCGUGGCACACGAACGUUCGAGAGACAUUUGAGCCCCUUGGUCUCGAGGCGUCGCUCGAUGUCGCCGCUUUUUCACUAGGCUUGGGUGAGAGAGAGAAAGGAAUGAAUGCCGAAGUUCUCACAGAUUUGAGGGAGAUGUUCUUUUUUGAAGCAGUCGAAGUAGAUGACAAAUUCAUUCAGGAGCUCUUUCAGGCUGUGGCAAGCAGCAGAGUCGCAGAAGAAACGCCAGGACUAUGUCUUUCCCGAGACCCAAUACCAGAGCGAGCCAAACUGAGACUCGAGGUCAUGCGGGGAAUGUUGUUAUGAAAGUGAAAAGCGUUUUUUACAAAAGAAAGAAACAAUUUGCAUUCUGAACCCUAAACCCGAAAUAGAUACUAGUCAGAAAUUAUACCCCACGGCUGGGCACCACUACUACUCCUACUACGAGUCCUAUUACGACACUACUACGGAACUACUACGAUACUACUACGAUACUACUACGAUACUACUACGAUACUACUACGAUACUACUACGAUACUACUACGAUACUACUACGAUACUUCUACGAUACUACUACGAUACUACUACGAUACUACUACGAUACUACUACGAUACUACUACGAUACUACUACGAAACCACUACGAAACCACUACGAAACCACUACGAAACCACUACGAAACCACUACGAAACCACUACGAAACCACUACGAAACCACUACGAAACCACUACGAUACUACUUCUACGACACUACUCCGACUACUGCUACUACGACCUACUACCUACGGCCUACUAAUAUUACUAUUCCUACUACUACUAGUCCUACUACCGACGUGGGUUCGAUUUGCAAGACUGGCAAGAAAACUAUUUUCCUCUAACCCGCACCGUGAAUCCUGGAGACCGCAUGACAGCCGCUCAGGCUGCCGAAAGGAUGCAGAAAGUGGCUCAGUUGGCCGAAACUGAUGAGAAGGGCUGGAACAUGAAUUUGGAUCCACUUUUCGAAGUAUCAACGGGAUUGAUGGAAUAGUGCCCUUCACAUUACAACCUUAUUCCCUGCGUUUCUCAAACGACCUCAAGGUGGUAUUUCGAUAGGAGUACUGAUGUGGUCAGUGAGACCCUCUUUGGUUUACAUUAUCACUUAUGAUCUUGCCCUCACACUGAUAGUAUCUACCCCAGAUACAGUUUGAUUGCGGGUAGAUUCUCGUUCUACUUCUAUUGCCACUUGCAAUGCUCGUUGCGUAAUGAUAUUAUCUCUAAACGCUGAUUUGCUAUUAUUGUGGAUGUCAUAGAUUUCAAAGUCGAUGCUGAUCUCUUACGCUUACUUUUUGAGAAUAUCGUAACUCGUGUCUAGUUCUUGAGCUACUGUUUCUAUCUUGACCUCGAGAGGUUCGGUAUAUCUAUAACCUUUGAGUUGUAUCUCCAAGAUCAAAUGCAACUUUUGGCUGUCCCACUUGUUGAUGUCUCUGCGGCGCCGUCGUCUCAGAAAUUAUAGUCGUGAAGCACAGCGGCUGAGCCGAGACUUAGAGACGCAACAGGAGAUGGAAGAUGAUGUGCUCGCUGUGAUCAUCCGUCCGAGAAGAUUUCCUUCGCUCGUUCUUUUUGAAAUCUGUUGUCCGGGAAGAAACGCACUGUGACUAAAAAAGUUUGGCAAAACGAAAAUGGGCGUUUCCAGUAUCGUUCACAGAAUUGGCCUUGGGGCAAUGAUG
Molecule: messenger RNA, 5210 nt
Organism: Amoebophrya sp. A25
Lineage: Eukaryota; Dinophyceae; Syndiniales; Amoebophryaceae
Source: the annotation of a GenBank genome assembly